Molecule: messenger RNA, 1291 nt
Organism: Cokeromyces recurvatus
Lineage: Eukaryota; Fungi; Mucoromycota; Mucoromycetes; Mucorales; Mucoraceae
Exons: 3
Coding region: 70-840 (256 amino acids)
Biological process (GO): chromatin organization; negative regulation of transcription by RNA polymerase II
Cellular component (GO): pericentric heterochromatin
Molecular function (GO): chromatin binding
Source: RefSeq, a predicted model, not a curated record
CUUUUAUUUACAUAAAUAUACAAAUAUAUAUAUUUAUAUAUAUUCAUAUAUAACACAUUCUACUUUAAAAUGUCGACAUUAGAUAGCAUGGAAGAUGACGAUGAUACCUUUUAUUAUGAAGUAGAAAAGAUUGUUGAUAUGCGCAUUUCCGAAACAGGUGUUCAUAUGUUCUUGAUUAAAUGGAAGAAUUACGAUGACGCAUUUAAUACUUGGGAACCAGAACAUAAUCUCAAUUGUCCAACUAUUUUAGAAGAAUUUUUAAAAGGCUAUCAAAAGAAGAAAACAUCAAAAACAAAAAGGAAAAAGAAUAGUAUAAUUAAGGGGAAAAAGAAACAACACUCAUUACCAGAAGUAGAGGCAGAUUUGCAAAAAAUCGUUGCCAAUACAAAAAAAGAAACGGCCAUAGAGAAAGUAGAGAAUAAAGAAGAAAAAGAGAAAGACGAAAAAGAGAAAGAAGAAAAGAAUAAAAAGGAAAAAGAUAAAAAGGAAAAAGAUAAAGAUGAAAAGGAUAAAGUCGAAAAGGAUAAAGUCGAAAAGGAUAAAAACGAAAAAGAUGUAGAAAAGGACAAAGAUAAACUAAAUGAGAAUAUAAACGACACAGGGAAAGGCAAAGAAAAAGAGCUAAAGAGGAAGAAAAGCAACGAUGAUAAUGAUGACUUAUUAGAGAAAAAACGAAAAGCAUCAACAGAAGAAGUAACCGAACAAAAUAAAAGAAAGAAUGUAGAUAAUCCACCGCCCAAGAUUACAUUCACUAUUCCAUCAAAGACAAAAAAUACAUCAUUUAAUACUAACACCAGCAUUAAACUUACUCCAAAGCCCCCAUCAUGUAAGAUAAUAUAAAUUGAAAUAUAAAUACCUCUUUUAACAUCUUUAUUUUAGCAAAUGUUGAUUUAACAUCUAUAUUAAAGAUGGUUGGAAAGCAUUCUACAUCAUCAAAUACACCUUCUUCACCUAACUUAUCCUUAUCUAAAUACCCGCCAAUUGCACCUAAAAACAUAAGCUAUCGUGCACCUUUAAACUUAUUUUCAGCAAUACCUUCAAAUCAUAAUAAUUUAGAAUCUAAUCAUGAACAAAAAUCAAGCUUAAUACAAUACAAUAAUUUGCCAUCUCAUUAUACGACUACUUCUACUCCAGUAAAACGAAUAUUACCUAAUAAUCGAGAUCCUAGAUUAGAUCCACGUAUUACAACAACAGUCGAAAGUCCAAAAAGAGUAAACUUCCAAAGCACACCUUUUCUAUUUCAAGGAGUUAUUUCAAAAGGGGGGAAGUAUAUAUCAUCUAUCACUUUAGA